AUGCGUCGAAGAGGCCACCAGCCCUUCCUCGAACCCCGACACAACGCUUUCUGCCCAAAAAAGAGCGAUACCCAGCUCCCCAAGUCCACCCCAUCCAAUAGAGCCGGUGCAAUCGAUCAAAAGCUCAUCGAAGGAGCCCAGAUAUCGCCCUUCUUCAGCCAAUUCCGUAGAACCGAGCCCGAAAAUCAUAUAUCUGAGCCGGAAUCGAUCACUCAUGCCCAGCGUGAUGAUGAUAUGCAGCUAGAUGCGUUCGAUCUUGAGUUACUUGCCCAGUCGAAUGGGGCAGCGAGGUACCGUCAAGAACAGCCUGCUGUAUCUGAUGCUGGGCAUCACUUGGGUUCGCAUCGGAUGGGAUCUUUGGAUGGGAGCCCCCCGAGACAGGUUUCUCAUUUCUUCAAUGGGUCGAGCUCUUCAGAGUUCGAGUUAGGGACCCCUUCGAGUCCAUUGACUAGAUUCGAAACUGGGAGAGCAGCGGCACUUCGGAGUCGGGAUAUUGAAGCCCAGUCUUUGCAGCCUGAUAGCCACCACCCUUCAUAUCCCAAUACUGGAGCAUUUGGAAAUGGCACACAAGCUCAGAAGACACCCUUUGAUAAUAUCCCAUUAUCUAUUCGAGGUAUUGUUCUUGUCUCCGUGCAUGAGCUUCCGGACAAUUUUCGGUCGAUUUUUCAUUUUCCCGUGUUCAAUGCUAUUCAGUCCAAGUGCUUCCAACCGGUCUAUAAGAGUAAUGACAAUAUCGUCCUCGCGUCUCCGACUGGGAGUGGGAAAACAGUUAUUAUGGAGCUAGCAAUCUGCCGUCUACUAGGUGAUUUGAAAGAUGAAAGUUUCAAAGUUGUCUACCAGGCACCGACCAAGUCCCUCUGUUCAGAACGAUUUAGGGACUGGAACAGGAAGUUCCAAUCAUUGGGUUUACAGUGUGCUGAGCUGACUGGUGAUACUGACUAUUCAUCCUUGAGAAAUGUUCAGAAUAGUCAGAUUAUCAUAACCACCCCGGAGAAAUGGGACAGCAUGACGCGGAAGUGGAAGGACCACGCGAGAUUGAUGCAAUUGGUAAAAUUAUUCCUCAUCGAUGAAGUCCACAUUCUCAAGGAAACGCGCGGUGCGACUUUAGAGGCUGUGGUAUCUCGAAUGAAGACUAUCGGAUCGAACGUGCGUUUCGUUGCAUUGAGCGCCACAGUGCCAAACUCUGAAGAUAUUGCAACUUGGCUGGGUAAGGAUGCAACGAACCACCAUGUGCCGGCACAUCGCGAACAUUUUGGAGAAGAGUUUCGUCCGGUUAAACUUCAGAAGUUUGUAUAUGGAUAUCAAUCGAACGGUAACGAUUUUGCUUUUGAUAAGAUGUGCAACUCUAAGCUUUCCGAUGUGAUUGGUUCACAUUCAUUUAGAAAGCCAAUCAUGAUAUUCUGCUGCACGAGAAACUCAUCUGUUGCUACUGCCAAAGAGCUGGCUCGGUUGUGGUCGAUGUCUAACCCCCCAGCAAGGCUAUGGAAAGGGCCCAGCAAAAGUAUGGAGGUUCAUAACAUGGAUCUGAAAACAACCAUAUCUGCAGGAGUAGCAUUUCAUCACGCUGGUCUUGAUCCUUCGGACCGCCAUACUGUUGAAACGGGCUUCUUACAGGGACAAGUCAGCAUAAUAUGCUGUACUUCGACACUAGCAGUUGGAGUGAACCUCCCAUGCCAUCUAGUCAUUAUCAAGAAUACCGUUGGAUGGCAAGAUGGCGGCUGCAAGGAAUACUCCGAUCUUGAAAUGAUGCAAAUGCUUGGUCGUGCGGGCCGGCCUCAAUUCGACGACAGCGCUACUGCAGUGAUCCUGACGCGAAAGGAACGAGUCAACCAUUACGAAAAGCUGGUAUCCGGAUCAGAGAGUCUCGAGAGCUGCUUACAUCUAAACCUGAUCGAUCAUCUGAAUGCCGAAAUCGGGCUGGGAAAUGUCACAAAUGUCGAAUCUGCUAUCAGAUGGCUUGCUGGUACAUUUUUGUUUGUGAGAUUAAGGCGUAACCCGAUACAUUAUAAGCUGAAAGAAGGCGCAAAUCACGAUGACGAGGAUGAAUUACUUCGACAGAUCUGUGAAAAAGACAUCAAACUCCUCCAGGAAAGUGGGCUAGUUUCUUCCGAACGGCUCAAAUCGACUGAAUUCGGUGACGCCAUGGCUCGAUAUUAUGUGCGAUAUGAGACGAUGAAGAUUUUACUUGCAUUGAAGCCCCAGGCGACAAUGUCACAGAUUCUCUCUGGGAUUGUCCAAGCAGAAGAAUUUCGGGAUAUUCGCCUCAAGGCCGGCGAGAAGUCGUUAUACAAAGAAAUCAAUCGGGCUAACAGCAUCCGGUUUCCAGUCAAAGUGGAUAUAGCACUCCCAGCCCAUAAAAUUUCACUUCUAAUACAAUCUGAACUGGGCGCGGUGGAUUUUCCAGACGGCGAGCAGUUCCAGAAACACAAGUUCACUUUUCAACAGGACAAGAACUUUAUUUUCGCCCACGUAAAUCGACUUAUUCGCUGUAUUAUAGACUGUCAGAUUUAUCUCGAAGAUUCGAUUGCCGUCAGAAACGCCCUGGAGCUUGCGAGAAGCUUUGGGGCUAAAGUCUGGGAUAGUUCUCCCCUACAGAUGAAGCAGAUUGAUCAGAUUGGGGUCGUUGCUGUCCGCAAACUAGUAGCUGCAGGAAUCACCAGCAUUGAAGCCCUGGAACUCACGGAAGCACACCAGAUCGAUAUGGCUUUGAGUAAAAACCCACCUUUUGGUGUCAAGCUCUUGUCUCGGGUUGCAGAUUUCCCUAAGCUUCGAGUGUCUGUCAAGAUAACAGGAAAGGAUAUCAAACCACCCCACCCCGUGAAGAUUCGAUUCAAAGCUGAAGUUGGCUUUAUGAAUGAAAAAAUCCCGACCUCCUUUCAAAGACGUACUGUCUAUGUGUGCUUCUUAGCGGAGACAUCGGAUGGUCGUACGGUUGAUUUCCGGCGAAUAAGUGCGAGGAAGAUUCAAAGCAGUCAUGAAAUAGUGCUUAGUGCAGAACUGAAAAGACCAGAUCAACACAUUACAUGCUACGCAAUGUGCGAUGAUAUUGCCGGAACUUUAAGAUCCGCAGAGAUCAAACCUGAUCUACCCUUCUCCUUGUUUCCGACUCGCUCAAAGACCGAAGAAGAAUCGAUAGAAAGACCCAAGAUGAAUACUUCGUGUCCGCGUAGCAACGAUAUAUCCCGGAACCAGAUGAAUUCGCAAAGGGUUGAUGUAUUCGAUGGUGAUGAUUUAUUUGAUGAAUUCCUGGGCAAAGACCAGGGAACCGAUUGGGUUGUUAUCAACGAGAAGUCGCCCGUUACGGCCCAGCAUAAAUCGAGGGAUAAACCUAAAGGAGAGAGUAAUAAGUUAGAGAUGAUGCAGGAGGAUUAUGAGCUUGAAGAAGAACCAACUCGACUCCCAAAUGGUAGAUGGGCAUGUAACCAUAAGUGCAAGGAUAAGACAGCAUGCAAGCACUUUUGCUGUCGCGAUGGCCUGGAAAAGCCACCCAAAGCCAGCAAGAAAUCAGCUGGUGGCAACCAAAAAAGAAACGAGUUCAACCAACUAACUCUUUCAGCAAGUAUCACCAAGAAGGAUGCUGCACCGCCUGAAAAAGAGGAGAAACUCGAUCGAAGAGACAAAGCAAGUGGCCGCAAACCGUCUACUCAAACGCAAAAGCCAACACUGGAAGCAAAGUUAGCUGGCCAGGGUACGAUGAUAUCAACGCCUCAGGUUUCAAAUGCGGCAUCUUUGAUGCAGCCGACUCUCACUGACACUGUUGAGAGAUCUCCCAGUCGUCUUAGUAUUUUUGACGAGGAUUCUUCAAGUGACUACGGGGAUGACAGUUUCACUAACUUGCCUUCGCCAUCGGUGUUGCUGUUUGAAGGCGCCAGCAACACCAUAAGACCAUCAUACCAAAAAGAGGAAAACCCCAAUGAAGUAUCCAAGGUCGACAAAAGCACAUCCGAGUCAAACGGAAAUUGGAUCGAUGUCGAGGAGCCACGGCAUCCGGUUCAAGCUCCAUUCCCUGGCUCUGGACAAAACAAGAAAUAUGUCAUCGACCUUGACAUUACGAACCCAGUAGAUAUAAAAGAGUGGUUUCCAUCAUCCGAGACUGUGGAUCCAUUUUUCGAACCACAAAGAGACCAGACUAACAGCCAAGUUCUAGAGUUUGAUGAGAAUUCACUGCUACUUGCAGGCGUGGGUCUCGAAGAUUCUCGGGGGACAAAGCGAAAGCUGAGCAUCAUAGACGAAAACAAUGAAUCUCGUCCUGGAAAAGACGAAAAGAGAGUGAAACAGAAUGAACCCCACUCUUUGAGCCUAGGGCAAACUGGCGUUCUUGCAGAGUCCAGAGAAGUCAACAAGAAUGGCUUUGUGAGACUCGAAACAGAAACACAACGUGCGUCAGCUCCAAAGGGCUGGGAUGAUAUCGAUCCGGGGUUGCUGGAUGAAUUCAAGGAUAUUGUUAAUUUCUUUUAAGUACAGACAGAGAUUGAUAUGCCACCAUAUCAGCGGGGGAAGAUCUGAUGAGAUAUGGAUUCGUUGUUGAUUUGUUUCUUUCUGUUUGAGGGUUGAUUUGAGAUUGAUAUGGACUCGAGACUGCAUUUUAAAGAGUCAAGUAUAAUAGACGAUAGCUGCUUUAUAGACUACUAUAUCAAGC
This is a messenger RNA of Aspergillus wentii DTO 134E9, 4639 nucleotides long. RefSeq names its product putative DEAD/DEAH box DNA helicase (Mer3). The transcript is spliced from 11 exons. The record is from RefSeq and is a predicted model, not a curated record. Gene Ontology annotation, molecular function: ATP binding; nucleic acid binding. Bases 1 to 4458 code for a protein of 1485 amino acids. Lineage: Eukaryota; Fungi; Ascomycota; Eurotiomycetes; Eurotiales; Aspergillaceae.